Epinephelus lanceolatus (giant grouper) is the source of this 1249-nucleotide messenger RNA. RefSeq names its product calcium-binding protein 2. The record is from RefSeq and is a predicted model, not a curated record. Gene Ontology annotation, molecular function: calcium channel regulator activity; calcium ion binding. NCBI's taxonomy places the organism in Eukaryota, Metazoa, Chordata, Actinopteri, Perciformes, Serranidae. Gene Ontology annotation, cellular component: cytoplasm.
UCACUGCAGAACCAAGGACAGCUCUGCAACACUACAGGGCCAAUGUGAAAGCUUUUGCAAUUGCAAGGGCCUCUGAAUAAAGACAUUUCAAUCUGGGGUUUGAACCAAGAGGUACCUGUCCUCUUGAAGGACACGUCAGUCACACUGCCGCUCCACGUUUUGCUUUCUAAUCGUUGGCUGCAUGUUUAGCCAGGUAAUUACCUGUUAAGCUGCUGCAACUGAAGGAGGUCAGGAUACAGAACAGACAGGAUAGUGUGCAGCCAUUCACAAUACAAGUGGAGCACUACUCAAGGAGGACGAGAAGGGCUGUGCUGCUCGUUUUGCUGUUUUCUACUCUAAACAUUUAGCAGAGGGAAUUAAGCAUGUCUAAAGCAGAAGAGCGGACAGCCUCUACAAGUUCAGUCAACUCAGCUGCAUCAGAAAUUAGCAGAGAUGGUUCCACAUCAGGUUCAGUCUCUGAAACACCCAAGAAAUCAUCAAAGAAGUCCAAGAAAUCCACUGAGAACAUGAACAAAGUCUACAACUCUGUGCUCAACAGUGUUUUUGGGGCGGAGCGAGAAUUAGCUCAGGCUGAGUUGGAUGAGUUGCAAGAGGCCUUCAAAGAGUUUGACUAUGAUCAAGAUGGAUACCUGAACUACAAGGAUGUGGCUGAAUGCAUGAGGACCAUGGGAUACAUGCCCACAGAAAUGGAGCUGCUAGAGAUAGUACAACAGAUCAAGAUGAGAAUGGGCGGGUUAAUGGAUUUUGAGGACUUUACUGAACUGAUGGGACCCAGGAUGAUGGGGGAGACUGCUCACAUGCUCGGACUCAAAGAGCUCCAGUCAGCCUUUGUGCAGUUUGACCUCGACGGAGACGGAAAGAUCAACCAGGACGAGAUGAAGGAGGCAAUCAAGACAAUGCUGGGGGAGAAGCUGAAGAAAGGAGAACUGGAGGAGAUCUUAAAGGAGCUGGACAUCAACUCAGAUGGAAGCAUUGACUUUGAAGAGUUUGUGAUGAUGCUCUCCAUUCGCUAGUUGCUGAGAAGACCGACCACAAGGACAAGAUACACUAACACUUCUGAAUCAUUCCAUAGAUAGUUAAUACUAUGAAUGUAAUGCAGGUAUAGACAUCUACAACAUAAUGUGUGCCUAACUGUAAUAACUGUAUGACUUGCUAAGAUAUUCUGAUCGAUACAUGAACGUUUUGCAGUGAUGUUACAUGUAAAUAAGACUGAGAUGUUUUGCUAUUUUUAAUAAAGAAAUUAAAAUGA